Messenger RNA from Entelurus aequoreus (snake pipefish), 1495 nucleotides. Its product is annotated as leucine-rich repeat-containing protein 75B-like. The record is from RefSeq and is a predicted model, not a curated record. The transcript has 5 exons. Bases 346 to 1059 code for a protein of 237 amino acids. Lineage: Eukaryota; Metazoa; Chordata; Actinopteri; Syngnathiformes; Syngnathidae.
CGACAAGCUGCCCGGCAUGCUGCGGAGGAGCAGCCCCUGUCCGUACGUCAGACGGGCGGCUUGGAUCCGCGACAUCCAGAAGCAUCUCCGGGAGCAGAAGACGGAGCAGGCGGCGGAAGUGCUCAAACUGCUGAGAAAGGUUCACCUCAUUUCCACGGCACAGAAGGAACACAGAGUUCACAAAAGCCAUUUUGAAAUAGAACACCGAAUCAGGACCUGGGGCUGCAGGGCACUUCGCUCAAUGACAUUUUGUACAAGAACGCAGCUUUUCUCAACCUGGUGGACCCCAUUUCGCACGAGCUGCUGCUGGGACUGGCCCGCGACCUACAGUGUCCCAAAAGGGAGAUGGACUCCCUGAAGUCGACCAACAAGAUCUGCCGCCAGCUAAUUUACCACCUGACGCCUCACUCCAAGUGGACGAGACAGAGUGUUCCCAGGAGGAAGUCUCAGGCCUGUCUGAAGACCACCCUGAAGAAGAAGCUGUCCGGUGACGUAGUCAACCUCUCCGGCAUCCCGCUCUCGGGCAGAGACGUCCACCGCGUGGCCUUCUACCUGCAGGGCGGCAGUGACGCUGUGUCAGCGGUGGACCUGAGCUUCACCGGGCUGCAGGACGAGAGCCUGCGCCUGCUCCUGUUGCCCCUCGGCGGCCUCCCCAAACUGACCACGCUCGCCGUCAACGGUAACCGCCUCACCGUGGCCGUCCUGAAGGACCUGACGGAGGCUGUGAAAGACCCCAAGAAUUUCCCCAAGCUGGCGUGGAUCGAUCUGGGCAACAACGUCGACAUCUUCACCGUGCCGCAGCCGCUGCUGGUGGCCCUGCGGCGGCGCUUUGGUUUACGCGGCAGCCUUCCCACCAUCUACGAGUAUAGCGAGGCAAAGACCUUCGACAGGUACAAGCCGAACAUAGAGAUGUCUGUGGAGGAGCCCGACAUGUACGAGGAGGGCGACGAAGGCGAGGAGGAACGAGACGGAGACGAUGACAGGCUCGAGGUUCAAGCUUGCGGCUUCAGGGAGGACAAAACGCAGAGAAGUGUUCAGGUGUCAUUCUGUGGGAGGUGAUCUGAGAGGUUUGCAUCCUCGCGUAUCCACGCUUUCUCUUUCUAGUCUGACCUCAGCGAUCCUUGCUCGGUCAGACACUUUAUUUAUGGAUUUAUCUUUUUUUGUCUAGACAAGGUCGCACUGCUUUUUUCCUGAGAGUGUUUCAUAUCACUUACAAAACGAAAUCUGUGCAGUCAAGUGCCUUGCACAAGGGCACCUUAGUAGUCAUUGAUGACGGAAUAUGUUUACAGAUAUAUAUCUCCAAGUUAGAGGAAGGACUUUUUCAUGAUCUCUUAGCUCUAGAUCAGGCGUGUCAAAACUUUUUCCACUGGGGGCCACACAGUGAAAAGUCCAAAGAUGUGGGGUCCAUUUUGAUAUGUUUAAUUUUCAAAGCUAAUUUAAUAUAUAGAUUUUUAAAGAAAACAAAACAGCCUGCAUGUCAGCAAAAUAAAAAUUG